AUGGCACAUGUUACGGGUCUAUUGGGGGGUUAUAAAUUAUCGGUAGCACGAAAAUGGGAUGUUACUAACAAACUAACUGGUCGUGAAAUUCCCGCCACAGGUGGUGGUUAUUUUUACAAUGGUAAAGAUUACGGUACGUUUCGUGGAAAGACAGUUCGACAUUAUUAUACCCUAAAACGAUAUUUAUUAUUUGAACGAUUUGAACAAGUGUCUAAUAACCGUAUAAUAAUACCUGUAUCAAAUUCAACGGUUAAAGCACCGCUUCCAAAUUGUUUAUUGACCGUACGAAAUGUUGCUGAUUUAGACGAGAAUGUGAAAUUUAUUUUUGAACCAACACCGGGGUAUGAAAUGGAUAGUUUUGCAUUGGCUGCAGAUGUACUAAACCGGUCAAAAUUAUCCAUUGUUUUGAAUAUAUACGAUGAAAUAUAAUCAAAUAAUCAUUCACAAUGCAACAAGCAGACUACGUAAAGCUGUUAAAAGGCGGUGGUACAUGUUAUAAAGGGACACGUUUGUAUGUGUUACCGGGUAAAGCAUCAACCGUUGAAGAACGUGCUGCCGGUAAAAUUUGCCCACCACCCCAGUUAAAUCCUGGUUACGCCCCAAAUCCUAAAAUACAAAGGGUUGGUAAAAUACAACCGAGAGCUGCUAAACAGCAAAAAUUGCAAACCGGUGCUGCAUCCGCAACAGUAGCUCCGGAAAUUUUAAAAUUAAUCUAUGGGUAGUAAACGAAGAAUAGCGAAUAAACGGAAGAAAUCGAGAAAAGUAAAAAAACAAAUAGGUGGUUUUGGUCCAGCUGCGGGAAUAGCGUUGGGGAUGGCAUUACCGAUGUUAUUAAAUACCGGUUCAAGUGUUGUAGGUAGUAUUUUUGGUAAAAAAUCUGCACAAAAACCCGUACAAAGUGUAAAUCAAGGGGGUAAUAGACCACCACCCUCAUGGAUGCAAGGACUCGCACCCCGACGUCGUCGUAGACGACCACAAAGAUACUAUGAUGAUGAUUAUUAUUAA
This is a messenger RNA of Paramuricea clavata, 1005 nucleotides long. The record is from the annotation of a GenBank genome assembly. NCBI's taxonomy places the organism in Eukaryota, Metazoa, Cnidaria, Anthozoa, Malacalcyonacea, Plexauridae.